AUGGGUGACAAUGUGACAUUCAAUCUACUAAACCUCGCAUUGGUAGGACUAGGCCGAUCCGACCGUACGCAACCGGCGUUCAAGAUAAAACCGAGACACCACAACUAUCACACUGUCACAUUUUGGUUUUUUGGAAACAGCACCACGCAUCUUUUUGUGGAACAACCAUCAGCCGCCGCCCACCGACGAUCUUCACGGCACCGGUUCAACGACGUUAUCGCUUCCUUAUCGGAGCAAUCGGGGGGUUAUUCAGACAACUCUUUUUCAAUCUUACAAUUCAGAAGCUCAAGUACAACAGACAUGAGCCGUAGGAGAGGUGUUAGAUGGGAUGAAGCGAACCUUGGUGAAAUUGAAGCAAAUAAACCUGUAAGACAGAAAAUCACAGAACCCAAAACUCCAUAUCAUCCUAUGAUGCAUGAUACUGAUGGAUCUUUAUCUCCUAUUGGGAGCUCUGGUAGUUUCCUUGAAGGAGAUGAUAACAGCAACACCAAACUGAAUGCUGAAGCAAUCCGUUUAGCACUGAAUGAGAUGGCAUCUUCCAGUAGCAACAGUAACUCCCAUUCUGGAUGGACAUCUUCAGAUGAUGAAGAUGAAACAGAUGCCAUGGAUCAAGAUCAAGAUGAUGAAGGUGGGAAGAGUGCAAGAAGCUUUAGGGAGAAAAGAAGGGCACACUAUGAUGAAUAUCGCAAAGUGAAAGAGUUAGAGAAGAAGGAAUCAGUGAAAAAGGAAACAAAUGAGAAGCAAUCCAUUGUUGAUGAUUGUAGUGUUGUGUACACCAAUGAUAAGGCAUGUGAUGAUUAUGGAAAGGUGACUAGUAAAGUGUCUCACAAAAAAGAGAUCGUAUGGUGUGCAUGGGAUAGAGUGAUUGAUAUUCGUACACUGACAUACGCGUCUCUUAAUCGAUUGUUCGAUGAACAUGGCUCCUCCGCCGGUGGAGAGGAGCGGCGGAGACUUGUGGAUGAUAAAACGAUCGACGACGUGAUCUCUUGGAACGAAGACGGAUCUAGCUUUGUCGUUUGGAAUCCUACCGAAUUUGCCAAGGAUUUGCUACCGAAAUACUUCAAGCACAAUAAUUUCUCUAGCUUUGUCCGCCAGUUGAACACCUAUGGAUUCAGGAAGCUUGUACCAGAUCGAUGGGAAUUCUCAAACGAUUGCUUUCGUAGAGGUGAGAAACGUCUGUUAUGCGACAUACAACGUAGAAAGAUCGCAUCUGCUUCACCAGCACCAGCCGUUGCUGCUACUCCGGUGACGACCGUGGCGGCGUUAUCGCCUGUUCAUCCUGUAACCGUCUCUCCCAGCAAUUCAGGCGAAGAACAAGUAGUGUCGUCGAACUCAUCUCGAGGCGCUACAACUUAUUUAUCUCGAGAAACAACAGCUUCUGGUGGAACUAACGCGGAACUUAUUGAUGAAAACGAGAGGUUGAGGAAAGAGAACGUUCAACUCAACAAAGAAUUAAGUCAGAUGAAGAAUCUAUGCAACAGAAUAUACAUGAUGAUGUCAAAUUACGCCACCAAUUACAAUAACCCAUCGGAAGGCAACACCAAUACCUCACAACAACAGACGGCUACGGCGGAAACAACCACCGUGACGCCACUAAAUCUCUUGCCGCUAAAGCGUUUAUCAGAAGACCGUGAUGGCAGCGGUAGUCGUCGACGAUCACCAGAACCUGAGGAGGAUAUUAGUCCGAGAUUAUUCGGUGUUCCGAUAGGUGUGAAACGGGCGAGAGAGGGAAACGAUGGUGAAGCGGCGGAGCAACACCAUGAGCUGCAGCUGCAACAGCCGGGGGUCCACGUGAAAUUAGAGCCGUCGGAUGAUACCGCAAAGGGGGUCGGUAACGGUGUAGAUUGUAAGGAAUCCAGGUGGAUGAUGAAACACUGCCAGCGGUCGGAUCGGAAGGUGUUAUUAUGAUCCUGUUGGGUAUGGUGAUGGAAUCUAUCUUUGUCAUUGUCAUUGUGGGGUCAGGUACAAGAAACUUCUUAGGCAUAUUUUCAAAUAUAUCCUUCAUUAAAAAAUAGAUUUUCUAGAGCCUAGUAAUCAUCCCUAAACCAUAUCGAUAAAUAUCUCAUACAUUUGACAUUUUUAGCACAUGAUAUUUGUUAGGGACAAUAUUUGUAGUGUGAUAUUUACAGGUAGACAAGCUUGCGUUGAUAUGUGUAUGAAAAACUUGAAGAUGGUUUCUCUAUGUGAUAGAAAUGAUGUAUUAGUCGAGAACUAUUAUACAAGUCAAGACUAGUGUCUAAUUUCAAUGUUUCAUAUACUUUAUCAUAUAAUUGAGAAAAAAAGAAACAAAUGCAAAAAGAAUCAAGUCGUCGUAUGUAAAAAACGAUGAAUUAGCAAAUUACAUCAUUGUUACAAGAACCAAGCGCUCCAAAAGAGCAAAAGCUAUCAUCGAUUAAAAGAGACAAAAGAGGCGUGUCGUAGGGUAUUUCACCUCACAGCAAUCAUAUGAGUGCUAGGGACAAUUUUGAGUGAAAUGAAGUGAACUGAUAAUGAUUCCUCGAUGGCUUAUAACAAGAUGGAAGAGCUAUGAUCUUGAAUCAAUUGUGUUGUACUGAUAAGGUUAUGGUAUUAAGUUAAAUUGGGGUUUUGAAUGAUGGUUAUUGCAC
Messenger RNA from Lactuca virosa, 2606 nucleotides. Lineage: Eukaryota; Viridiplantae; Streptophyta; Magnoliopsida; Asterales; Asteraceae. The record is from the annotation of a GenBank genome assembly.